Messenger RNA from Tremella mesenterica DSM 1558, 1278 nucleotides. RefSeq lists its product as uncharacterized. NCBI's taxonomy places the organism in Eukaryota, Fungi, Basidiomycota, Tremellomycetes, Tremellales, Tremellaceae. The coding region runs from base 1 to 1278 and encodes 425 amino acids. The transcript has 2 exons. The record is from RefSeq and is a predicted model, not a curated record.
AUGCACUCUCGCGUGACCCGUGCGACCGCGGCCGCCAAAGCAAAGAAUGACUCUCCUUCUAUUACAAAAGCUAAAGUCACAGCUUCCAAACCUUCUCUCCCUUCUACUUCGAUGAUUCAAAUACGCUCCGAAUCGAAGAAGCGUUCCCGCGCUUCUCUUUCUUCAACUCCUCAACCUCAACUUGAUCCAUUUGAUUCACAUCCUUCUAAAUCCUCCUCUCGACAACAACCCAGAACCAAACCUCGUUUAUCUAACCAUAACCCCGUUUCGACUCCGCCCACACGAGCUACCGUCGGUCAUCGAGAAGUGACGUCUACCUCCGUCUCAAAUCACCUGGUACCAGCUCAAAGCACCUCCGCUCGUUCAGCUACAUUCGGCCUGACCGUCGACGAAAACCCACUUCCUACUGCUCCAAGAGCAGGAAUGGGAGACGUUUAUCCUUCUCCUCCGGAAAGCGAUAUACGCUCAGAAGCUUUCUAUAUCAUACGUUCCGCUCAACGUCAUCAAGAAGAGUUGAGGAAAUCUCGAAUGACAAGUGAAACUCCUCCUCUGAACGACGCUGUCACUCCUCCCACACCGCCACAACUUCCUAGACCACGACUGCAGCUAUCUUCGUCUGCCAGAGGAGGGGCAAAACGACAAGCCGCCUUGAACGCCCAAAACGCAAUUGCUAAUGGUAUGCAUGAUGACACGGACGAAGAUCGUCUUUUUUCACGUUCUCUUUCCCCUCCGAAUAAGAUCCGACUUCCUCCUAUCAAAACGAAUGAUCCUUUUGAAUCUUCUCGUCAGUCCGUAUCUUCAGCUGGAUCUUCGUUGCCUUUGGUAUAUCAAGCGGAUGUAGAAGUAUAUCGCCCGGCUGUCAGCGUUAGUCAAGUGACGAUGGACGACUUUGACGAACAAUUCGCCAAGACCGUGUCGGCGUACAGGAAUGGACAGUAUUCUAAACCACGUGAAGACUACGUGAUCCCGAAGAGUCUUGCGAAUGGAAGACCGGCAGUCGUUCUCGCCACGAAAACAAGACCCAAGGAUCGAUUCGAUCGAGCUCAUCAGGAAGGUUAUGAAGCUCUUCUUCCUGAACUUGAAGAGGAUAUCCGGGGGUUUCUUGAAAGCGUCAAGGCUAAUGCCAAGGCCGUAGUGGACUUUAGAUUCAAACAUGCUUCUCAAAGACGAGAAGCUUUCAUCGAAGCUAUCGGUAGAGGACUUACCGGUUUAGGAUGGCAGUUGACGGACAACGCAGAUGGGGCGUUUGAUAAUGUUCGUCCUUGUCGUCUGCCCUGA